Acanthopagrus latus (yellowfin seabream) is the source of this 9880-nucleotide messenger RNA. RefSeq names its product Fras1 related extracellular matrix 1b (gene frem1b). NCBI's taxonomy places the organism in Eukaryota, Metazoa, Chordata, Actinopteri, Spariformes, Sparidae. Gene Ontology annotation, cellular component: membrane. The transcript is spliced from 47 exons. The record is from RefSeq and is a predicted model, not a curated record. Bases 1100 to 7624 code for a protein of 2174 amino acids. Gene Ontology annotation, biological process: cell communication.
GAAGCCCCUUGCGUUAGCAGUAGCAUGCUAAUGUUGACGGUGGAUGUAUAUACUGUAUGUAUCGCUGUGGCUCGCGGAGAUUUUUUCCUUCAACCGAACCAGUUUGACCCAGAACCGGACCCAGAAGGAGAAGCUGCUGAAGAAGUCCAGACUCUGUGGCUGCAGCAGGACGUUUCAGAAUGAGAGACACUUGUCACUUCACUGCCUUCGCCUGACGCCGCGGUGCCAAAGACUCUGAACAAUGUCCGCUGGACCGAGAGCCAGUUGUUCCAAAAACAAAGCCUGUCGCUGUGAAGGAAACAGUCUGAGGCUGUUAACCCGACUGUAUUCACACUGAAGACUGAAGCUGCCCUCUCUCUAACAGCCAGCAGGGGGCGACUCAAAGGAAGCGACAGAUUACACAACAACGUAGCUGGAGGACGAGUCUCAGCUGAGAACAGAGCUCGGUGACGUCUGCUGUGGAAACAGAUGAAGAGUCAGAUCCAUCCACAGAUCAGUGUCGUCUCUGUCAGCUCUGAAUGUGACUGCAGCUGAUCACACGACUGCAACAACAACUAACAGCAACUUCUAAACCACACGAGGUCCUCAGACGUCUCAGGGUGACGGAGAGCUGUGGAGUAAAGGGGGAGGUGGUGCAAACAGUGAGUGUGAAGUGUGUGUGUGCGUGAGUGUGUGAGAGUGUGUGAAUGUGUGUGUGACAGCAUUCCUCUUCCUCUGAGCGUGUGCAGAAGGUGAAGAAGAAGACGGAGGCGAACGGAGAAGCUCCACCAGCUUGGAGAACCGUGUCAGCUCACCUCAGAGCUGCAUUCCCGUCCAGCAGCAGUGACUCACUUCCAGCCAUCGCAGCAGCUGCUGGAUCAUUUAACAGACGUCCUGCCUCAGACUCAGUCCUGCUGUUUGGAUCCGGCCCGUCCAGUGUUUCUGCAGAGACGACGCGCCGACCCACCGGCUGUGCAGGGUGUAGCUGCACAAUGAUGUGGGUGGAGGCAGACUGAAUGGAAAUCUGAACAGUGAGGCCUUCAUCCUCCAUCAGCUGUGGUCUCAACUUCACUUCAGAUUGAAUCCUUCCACCUGAUCCUACGCAACAAGUAGAUCCAAGAUGGCUGCCAUCGGCGUGUUGUUGCUGCUGGCGGUGGCGUCCGUCUGCAGAGGGAGUCUGGUUGUGGUGAACUCGGGGGUGGAGGUCGUCAGGGGCAGAUCAGCGUUCAUCACAGAGACGGCGCUGAAGAUCAGCGUGGAUCCGAGCACAGACUGUAAGGUGGAGGUGGUGAUGAACGAACCGGUCACUCAGAGAGUCGGGAGGCUGACUCCACAGGUGUUUGACUGCAGCUUCCUGGAGGACGAAGUGAAGUACGUCCACAACGGCAGCCCUCAGCUGGACCAGGACUCAGUGAUGCUGAGAGUCUACAGGUUCACGUCCUCGGACACGCUGGUGGAGACGGUGGUUGUGCCGGUGCGGGUGGUGGACUCGGACGUGCCUGGCGUGGUGGAGCUGGGCAGCGCCCCGCUGGUGGUUCCUCAGUUCUACGGUUUAUCCAACACCAUCGACAGCUCCGUCCUGAACAUCCGGACCAGAGCCGACCUGGUCUGCACCGUCAGACUGAUGACCACCGACACCAGCGUCCCCGCUCUGGGUCAGCUAGUGAAGGAGGAGGACGUCACGCAGAGGAAGGGCAGAGAGACGGCGCCGCUCUGUCCCGGGAACAAACCGUGUCUUCACGACACCACUGAGGUUCAUUUCCUGAAGACCGGCUGCCAGGACUUCCUGAGCUCCGGUCUGAAGUACCAGCACCUCAGCCCUCCAUCGCCAGAGAUCGACUACAUCCCCAUCAGGGUGGAGCUGAGGGAGCAGGCCACCAGGGCGCUGCUGGAGGCAGAGUCAGUGUGGUUGCCGGUUCUGAUCCACGGUGCGAUGCAGAACCAGCCUCCCCAGGCCGCCUUCAUGGCCUCCUUCAUCCUGGAGGUGGACCAGUUCAUCCUCACCCCCCUCACCACCGCAACCCUGGACGCCAAGGACCACGAGACGCCGCAGGAGAGGCUCGUCUUCAACGUGACCGCCCCGCCCGCCGCGGGCUACAUCGCCCACCUGGACGACCACACCAAGCCCAUCACGUCCUUCACCUGGCUGGACCUCCAUGAGAUGAAGGUGGCGUACCAGCCACCCAACAGCAGCCAAUCACACCGCAGGAACUACGAGAUGGAGUUCCAGGCUAUAGACGGUUCUUACAUGAGCAGCCCGCCCAUCAUGGUCCACAUCUCCAUCAGAACAGCUGAGACAAACGCACCCAGAGUCUCCUGGAACAUGGGUUUGGACCUGUUGGAGGGUCAGUCCCGACCAAUCACGUGGGAGGAGCUACAGAUAGUGGACAGUGACAACGUGGAUGCCGUCUACCUGGUGGCGGUGGACGGACCUCUGCAUGGACGCCUCAGUGUCAGAGGGGGGAAGGCGUUCAUGUUCCGUGUGCGGGACCUGAGGGAGGGCGUGGUCGUCUACCAUCACUCCGACAGCGACACCACCCGCGACCACAUCGUCUUCCGCAUCAGCGACGGCCGCCACAGCAUCCGCCACAAGUUCCCCAUCAACAUCCUGCCGAAGGACGACUCCCCGCCGUUCCUCAUCAACAACGUGGCGGUGGAGGUGCAGGAGGGCGGAGCCGUGAGGCUGGAGGAGUACAUGCUCCUGGCCUCCGACCUGGACUCCAGCGACGACUACAUCCUCUACCAGGUAGUCUCCACCCCCCGUGUGGGGCAGCUGGUCAGGAAGAGCUCCGCCCACGAGACAGGAGCUCCAGUGGACAGUUUCCUGCAGAGAGACCUGAUCCAGGGUCAGAUCUACUACCAGCACUCAGGAGAGGAGCAGUUUGAAGACUCGUUCGACGUCACGCUGUCCGACAGCCACCAGCCGCCCAACCUCUCCCAGACAUACACGGUUGUCCUCCAUGUUUUCCCGGUGAAGGACCAGCUGCCGCUGGAAGUGUCGGGCAGCGUUCGCUCUCUGACGGUGAAGGAGACGGAGGUGGUUUACAUCACCCAGGCUCACCUCCACUUCACUGACAGAGAGCAUCCGGACACAGACCUGACCUACGUCAUCACAACGCCCUGCUUCAGCCCAUUGCAUCCUGGGCUGAUGGACGCAGGUCGUCUGUUCUACACCGACACCACCAGCGCCAUGAAGAAAGACCACAUGGUGCCGGUGCUGAAGUCCUUCACACAGCAUGCAGUGAACCACAUGAAGGUGGCCUUCAUGCCUCCUGUGGAGGACGUCGGCCCGGAGCCGCUCUUCGUCCAGUUCGUCUUCUCCGUCAGCGACCAGCACGGAGGCUCCGUCUCCGGCCUCCUCUUCAACAUCACCGUCACCCCCGUGGACGAUCAGGCGCCAGAGGCGUUCACCAACCUGCUGCGGGUGGAGGAGGGUGGAGGGGCCUUCGUGACGGAGGAGCACCUCCUGGUUCGGGACCGGGACAGUCGGGACGAGACGCUGAGGGUGGAGGUUCAGAGGACACCUGGCCACGGCCGGCUGGAGCUGCAGGGCCGGACUCUGCAGCAGGGAGACGGGUUCAGCCUGCAGGACCUGAGAGGACUCCGGCUCAGGUUCAUCCACGACGACUCUGAGACGACCGAGGAUGAAGUGGACCUGAGGGUGACGGACGGUCUGAACUCUGCCGACGUCGUGCUGCUGAUCCAGGUUCUGCCGAUGAACGAUGAGCCUCCUCAGCUGGGUGGAGGUCUGCGGGGGGAGCUGAGCUGCGAUGAGGGGGGGCGUGUCCAGGUGACGGUGGACUACCUGUCGGCCACAGACCGAGACAGCGACGACUCCAGACUGACUUACAUGCUGGCCCGCAGCCCGGGCCGAGGGGAGCUGCAGAGGGCCGGACUGAGCGUGGACAAGUUCUCCCAGCAGGACCUGCUGCAGGGACACGUCUACUACGUCCACACAGGAGGAGAGAUCGGACCUGAGCCGGUGUUCGACACCGUCACUCUCAUCAUCUCUGACGGCGAGGCAGGUGGGAUGGAGCACUGUUGUCACGGAGACGCCCCGCCCCCACCCGUGCCUCUGCACGGCACACUUCCUGUUUACGACCUGAACAUCACUGUUCUUCCUGUCAACAACAAAGUCCCCACCGUCAUUCUGGGUGAGUCCAUGCUGGUGGUGGACGAGGGCUCCUCAGCCUGUCUGUGUCGGGGGCUCCUGGGGGCCUCGGACCCCGACAGCCCCCCCGACCAGCUGACCUUUCACCUGGAGACUCCUCCUCUGCACGGCUUCCUGGAGAACACGCUGCCGACGCCCGGAUCUGAGAAGAGCAACGCUGGAGUCCGAGUUGAAUCCUUCAGUCUCGUCCACUUGACCUCCGGUUACAUCAACUACGUCCAGUCCGAGAGCAAAGGGGUGGAGCCAACAGUCGACCAGCUGUCCAUCAGUGUGAGUGACGGGCUGCAUCGCUCUGCCCCCAUCCCCGUCUACAUCAUCAUUAAUCCAACCAAUGACGAGACGCCGUCACUUCUGUUCGCUAACUUCACGGUGAAGGAGGGCGGGAUGAGGGAGCUGACUCCGUCCGUACUGAACGGCUUCGACCUGGACGCCCCGCUGGACGUCCUGACCUUCACGGUGGUGCAGCCGCCGGCUCACGGGCGCCUCAUCAACGGCAUCUACGGCACCGAGAUGAGCCGCUACAAGGAGAUGGGAGCAGACCUCCUGCAGAGGAGCCUCCCCGUCACCUCCUUCACCCUGCAGGAGCUCCGGCAAGGGAUGAAGAUCGUGUACAUGCACGAUGACACAGAAACCCUGAAGGACGCCGUGGCUCUGCGGCUGACAGAUGGCGUCCACACAGUCGAGGGGGCGGCUCAGGUCACCGUGCUGCCGGUCAACGACGAGAGGCCGCGACUGCUCAAAAACGGCGGGUUGGAGGUGAACUCCGGUGAGCGCAGGGUGAUCUCCAGCGUGGCUCUGGAGGCCGAGGACCUGGACACGCCCCCAGACCAGGUGUACUACUUCCUGAACGCUGAACCUCGCUUCGGCAAACUGCAGCUGAAGACGGAGUCGGGGUGGUCCGAGGUGUCGGCCGGACAGAACUUCACUCAGGACGAUGUGGAGAUGAACCGUCUGUGGUACGUGCACACCGCUGCCACCAGCGCUGCCGGGUUCAAAGGUCACGACAGCUUCCGCUUCACCCUCAGCGACCUGGACAACGAGACGCCGACGCAGAGCUUCUUCAUCUCGGUCCACACUGUGCACAAAGGUGACUUGGUGCUGUUGAGCAAGGCAGUGCAUCUGAUGGAGGGACAGCGGGUCGUCUUGAACACCGACAUCCUGCUGGCGUCAGACUCGUCCGGUCGUCCGGAGGAGCUCGUCUACACCGUGUCGGUCCCGCCUCGGCACGGCGUCGUCCACGCCGUCCAGCAGCCCGGAGUCCCGCUGACCGCCUUCACACAGCUGGACGUCGCCGCACACCGAGUGUGUUACACCCACGACAACAGCCACCACGCAGAGAGCGACGCCUUCAGUUUUGUCGUCACAAACGGCGACUCGUCCCGCAGUGGCACCCUCCACUUCACCAUCGAGCACGGCGACCGCAUCCCGCCCACCCUCCACCACAACACGGGCCUCCGGCUGCAGGACGGCUCCACGGAGACCAUCGGCGCCGACCAGCUGCAGCUCACCGACCCCGACACCGUCACCGCCAACCUGAGCUACGUCAUCACGCAGCUGCCGCGCUACGGUAAACUGCUGCUGAGAGGAGUCCCGCUGUCCCCGCCGCUCAGCUUCACCCAGACGGACGUGGACGAGCUGAACCUGGCUUACCAACACGACCCGGGCAGCCCGGCAGACAUCGACAGGUUCUACUUCCUGCCGACCGACGGGAGCAACAGAGGAUACCUGGAGUUUGGACAGCUGAGAGAGGAGCCGGCUGUGUUCAACAUCCAGGUGGAUCGGGUGGACCGGACUCCUCCCAGUCUGACCACCAGACGGAGUCCCAGCUCCGUGGUGGAUCUCGGUGGCGGGCGUUUCGGGAUCUUCAUCACCUCCAAACACCUGCAGGCCUCCGACCCCGACAGCCCCACAGAGGAGCUGGAGUUCUCCAUCACCAGAGCGCCGUACUUCGGCUACCUGGAGAACGUUCUGACAGGAGCCUACAUCAGAGGGCGUUUCACUCAGCGGGACGUGGACCAGCGAGCCGUGGUGUUCGUCCUCCCUGCAGACGUGGACGUGACGGCCGACAGCUUCCAGUUCCGCCUCGUCGACCCGGCAGGAAACACGGCGCUGCCUGAGAUACUGGAGCUGUUCUGGUCUCGGGUGGAGCUGUCGGCCACCUGCUACAGAACCUGUGAGACGGCGGGGACGCUUCAGAUCCAGAUCCAACGCAGCGGCAAGAGCGCCGACCCGGCGUACGUGGCUAUCCAGGUGGAGGAAGGAUCAGCCAGGCCCGGCAGAGAUUUCACUCACAGCACAGCCGCUCUGAUCCAGUUUGAUCCAGGAGUCAGUGUGAAGACCUGGAACAUUUACCUGAUAGACGACGGUCUGGAGGAAAACCACGAGACCUUCACUGUCACCCUGAAAACCCCCAAAAACGCAGUGCUGGGACAGAGAACGUCCGCGAGCGUCGAGAUCAUCGACCCCAGAGGAGGAAGGUGUGAUCCAGACGACCUGAGGGUGGAGGAGGACGAGAAGCGAUUCCCAGCUCCUCCUCCUCAUCCUCCUCGGCUCCCCGACCCUCCCAGACCAGAGGAGGAGGAGGACCCAGUCACCGACAUCGAGGCGGAGCUGGUGUGGGAGAACCAGCCUCACCCUCCCAGAGGAGACGUCCCAAACCGACGACCCUUCCUGGACUACGGAGACGGGGACCCACAGGACCAGGCGGCCCACAGCUACAGCCAAGUCCACUACAGGCAGCUGCCUGGGACCAGCACUGGGACCAGCACCGGGACCAGCACCGGGUCCAGCACCGGGACCAGCACCGGGAGCUCUGGGAUCUCUGGACACCGGGUCAGACAUGGAGGACUAAAGGUGCGUGUGUCAGGAGAGAGGAGGGCUGAGGAGAAGGUCUGGACGUUCCACAGUCUGACUCCUCUCCGGCUGGAGGAGGUGAAGCCAGGGGACGUCGGGUGGAGUCGCUCACCUCACAGUCGCCUCCAGCAGGAGCCCCCCGUCGACGAUCCUCCUCAGAUGGAUCAUCCAGAACCCCGACACCACCCGGAGCUACGCCAGCGCAAGACGGGGAAGUCGGUGAGCAGCUCGUGUGCUGACGGAUGGACUCACUACAGGAGACGCUGUUACAUCGUCAGCUCAUCUGUGGCGAGCUGGGCCAGUGCCGAGAGGACCUGCUCGCUGCUGUUUAACAGCAGUCUGACGAGUGUGCGGUCCAGACGAGACAUGACCUGGCUGUGGAAGUUUGCAGGGAGGAAGCCAUUUUGGAUCGGUCUGUCUGGAGGUCCGGGUCGCUGGAUGUGGGCCGAUGGUCGCUCAGUGUCGUUCUCCAGACUGAGGGGGGCGCCGCAGGGCCGCAGUGACGCCGACAUGGGCUCGGACUGCGUGCUGGUUGAAAACCCUCGAAGCUGGAUCUCUGCGAGCUGCUCCCCCGAAACUCAGCACACAUUCAUCUGUUCGUCGCCGGCUCACACUCACUGAGAGACACUCAGAGUAUUUACAGCUACAGGUCAUCACGACCUCCGUGAACGUGUUCAGAUCAUAUUUAAUGAUACACAAACAAUGCUGCUCUGUACAUUAGUUUUCAUAUUUUUGUCAUAAUAAAGAAUGCUGCACAAACUGACAAACAUGUCUAUAAAUUCAUAUUUAAUUAUUUUAUUUUAUCAGCAUCCCAAGUGAAAUAUCACAAACUGGCAUCGUUCAGGAAGCAGGUGAUUAAAAUCACCAAGAACAUCACUGACUUCCAUCUGCUGAGCAUCAGGCAGGUCCAGUGUCUGGAGGAAUGUAACUAAGUACAAGUACUCAGUUAAACACAAAUUUGAGGUACUUGUGCUUCACUUGAGGUUUAUCUUUUCACAACACUUUUACUUCUACUUCUGCUCCACUAUAUUAAACAUCACGCAUGAAGAAUUUAUAAAAUGUUUUGUCAUCAAUUAAACCACAAAACAGUUUAUACAAAUACAGCUGAAACAAUUAGACCAUUAAAGAAUAGUUUUUCCUGUAAAAAUUGUCACCACAUUUUUCACUGUUUUCAUGGACCAAUCACAAACCUCCCUCUGAUGGUAUCUAGGUCAAUCUGACUCUCCCUGGCAGGAAAGCAAAGGCCGUAUUGACAGUUGUCCUAGCCAAUCAUAUUUUGCGUAGUUGUGGGAGGGAUAGCUCGCGGGCCUUCACGAUUAUUCAUUGGAUGAGCCACCCGCGACCCGCGAAAAACACAAAGUUGAUGGUGAGCGAGCCAGAAGGAAAAAGACAACAAUAUGAAAACAGACGAUUUGAACCGAAGGAAAUGUUUGGAGUUAACUUUGUACGGAAAACUGUGUGGCUGGAAGAACUUAAAUUAAGGUUUAAAGACUGUCAAUUUCAAAGAAAAACUGAAAUUAUCCAGAAAAGUCGACUGUUGGCAUGAGUGAGCAGAGACAUUUUAGCUAACGGCUAAUAGCAGGGCUGUUAGGCUAACAGUCAGUAUAGCUAACGGGCGCUAACGAGCUGUAGCUUUCCUCUGUUUGAAUUCUGAUGCACUAGCAAGAAAAAGGGGCAGAUGUCAGAUUAACUACACGUUAAAUAGCAGCAGACUGGAUCGUUAACCUUACUCUUGGUUCAGUCUCAAUGGACAGAAAUUCUUCAUGGACCUGAAGUUAAAGGACAAACUGAACCAUCGAUCUUCCGGAUCGCAAGAUGAACAUCGUGACUUAGUCGUCUUCAUUUGGAACCAGGAGACCAGCUCCUCCUGACUGAAGAGCUUCAGGGCCUCAAUCUGCAGGAGAGGACAGAAGAGGUUAGAACAGAGACCAGAAACAAAGACCUGCACCCUCACCAGCUGUUAAGUUCUGUAGGGGCUUUCUACAGCCCCACAACCAUUACCAGACGUCAGAGUGUGUCGGCGUCUCACCGUGCUGGUGAAGUUUCCCUGCACCAGCCCCUCAGCGUACAGCUCCGCCUUCAGCCCGGAGACGAAGGUCAGGAGGUCGUCGACGGUCAGACCCUUCAUGACGGCCUGAUACUUCUGAAUGACCGACCAGCGACAGUGCUCCAGGAUCAACAGACGGACGUCCCUGAACAGACAGAAACAUCAGCCUGUUACAGAGUCUGUCGUGUGACACGUACUUGCCGAGUCGCUCUGGUUUGAUGAGGAUGUUGAAGUAGGUCUUCUUCAGCUGCUCAGAGAACAUGGUGAAGACGCCCGGCUCGGCGCUGAACUCUGCCAGAUGAUCCACGAUCAGCUUCAACAGCAGCUGGAACACCAGGAGGGACAAUGUUCAGGAACUCCUCUGACUCGCGACGCCAGCUGUCUACUGUUCUGUGCCGAGGCGGACUUAAAACGCAACCGGUGGGGGUUACCGGACGGCGGAGCAAAGCUGGAGCGGAGCUGUAACACAGCGGACACGUAUCUGAUGGAAUCUCAGGCUUGUGGUUGAAGCCCUUCAGCCGGAUCACCAGCCCGUGCUCUCCCGCCACCAGUUUGUACUCCAGCUGAGCCACGUCGGCCUCGUAGGCCGGCUCUGCCAGGUUGUGAGCCAAGAUGUUCACAAAGAUGUCGAACAGCACCAGACUGAAAGAGGAACGACAUGGACUCUUCUGGAUCAUCGGGGUGAUCAGGUUGAAGCGAAUAUAAGCUGGAAGACAGAAAACAACGUGACUGAGUCACCAGAAGUCUGAGAGUUUCCUUUGUGUUCUUAUUAAUAUUGACUGUUUCUGCUGAUAUUUAUCUCAGUUUGUAUUAAUUUACAUCAUCAAUGA